CCUGCCGUAGUGCGUCAUGGCGUAAGCAGCAACUCCUCCAUACGCAUCUACAGAGCAGCAUGGUAAAGUUGCUCCAGAACUGGCUGUUUUCGCUAAGCAUUUAAAACGGGAGCACUGUUUCAAGAUAAACAAAAAUGUACAGUGUUCAGCAGAAGAAACGCUGAGCAGUGUUUGUGUUCAUCUCGGAAGCUGCGCUUCGCUCUGCGUUUUCACUGCUGAGAACCUUAACAGUGAAUCAACAGCUGCCAUGACUCAAGAAACACAGUUCCACCUUAAUCGUCAAGACUGGAGUGAGAUCUCUGCUGACACUUUCCAGAGUAGCCCGUUCAGCAUUGACACACCAUAUGGGUACCAGCUUGACUUAGACUUUGUUAAAUACGUGGAUGAUAUUGAGCGAAGUGACACCAUUCGCCGACUGCAUUUUAACAAGCGGACAGGGGUGGCAAAUGCUGCCUCUGAGCCGCAACGCCUCAUAAACCCCACACACUGGACUUCCUCAGAUUCUUUGUCCUCGGUGAGCAGUGAUGAAGCCAAGAAAACUUCUCCGUCUUCAUCCUCUUCCUCUAUCAACAGAAGAAGACCCCCACUUCCCCAUUCCAAACCUAAAUCCUCCAGCCAAAGACCAGAGGUCCCUCAAGACCUAGUUACCUCUCAAAGGGAUGUACACGGGACGCCUAACCCAACCAAAUCAAAUCCUCUUGUGGAAAAGACUUUGAUGGAAACAUGCAAGCGUUUGGAGCAUGAGAAAGCACCUCCAGAACCACAGCCGCGCCGUAGACUGGCAAGUUUUGGUGGUGUUGGCUCAACUGGUACCAUGUCUCCAUACACAAGCUGGAGUGCCCUAAAUCAAGGUGCUAAGAUGACAGUCCUAGACCAGCCCAAGCAAGGAACCUUGUCAUUGGGGAGCGCCCUCAAAAUCAGCCCCUCAAGCUCUGGCCGGGCAUCUCCAGUGAGUGGUGUGAGCCCACUCCACCUGCAGAUGGUCAGAGAUCAGAUGGCAGCUGCGUUACGAAGAUUGAAAGACCUGGAGGAGCAAGUGAAGGCCAUUCCGGUCCUCCAGGUGAAGAUUUCUGUCUUGCAGGAAGAAAAGAGACAACUGACUGCCUUGGUCAAAAGCCAAGAUGAAGCUCAAAAAGAAUUGAACAGCAAACCAGCGAUGGAGGGUUGGGAGCACGGUGCCAUCUCUGGUCUGACGGAUUUUCAACAGCUCAGUGUUGAAAUGCAACUGCUUGAAAAAAAGAUCCAAGAAGCACGUCUUGAAUCCUCAGCUUUCAAGAUGAGGGAUCGAAAGUCUGUUGCAGUUGGGGAUGACAGAUGCAUCGAUGAAGACAUUCAUCAACACAAAUUAAACUUUAGUAAGGAUGUUGCUGUUGAAGCCAAACUUGAGACUCAGUCAGUGGCAGUCGGCGUCACAGAGUCUAUGCUCGGGGUGGUAUCCGACAAGGAAGCAGAAACCGAAUUGCAGCAGGAAACCAUCCAACAUUUAAAUGAUUGCGUUCAGAUGCUGGAGGCCGAGCUAAAAGAAUCAAUGCUGAAGGCGGAAAUGGGUAGGCUGAGAAGUGAACUGCGGGAAGCAGAAGCGAGAAACCGUGCUGAUAAGAGUUCCUCCGCACACCCGCAGGUAAACUGCGCUGGCACCCAGACCGGGUUGCAAACUCGCACUCUUGGGGUUGGAAACCAUACCAAUCUUGUGCAUUCUGCUGUUGGAGGAGGACUAGAACGGAUUUCUAUUGGUGUUGGAGUUUCAUGCAAACCUGAGGUGAAGGUUGCAUCGUCUGGCCCGGAUACACCUAUGGAAGAGUGGGAUGUGCGCAAAAGAGUAGAACAAAAAGAUCAGUGUGUUGGAAGCAAUUGUGUGGCAACAUGCAGUAAAGGUGUUGGAGCGACAGUGUGCAUGUGUGAUGCUGCCACAAUUACCUCAGAGACACUGGAGAACAAAAAGAACAUUUACCACCGAACAGUGGGUUGUGGCGACUGCACGGUCGACGUGGAUGUCAGAUCAGUCAAAUCACUCAUUUCCAAAGGAACUAUCACUGAUCCAAUUAGAAGCAUUGACUUGGGAGUGAUGGCAAUCCCUCAGACCGUAUCUCAGCGUACCAGCACAGCCUUUUGCACCGUCUCACGUAGCACCAGCACUUUGCAGGCCUGUAUCUCUGAAGCCAGCACCAACACAAAGCACACACUCACCAGGGAAAGACAUACCAACACAGGACAAACAAUGACCCGAUCUCUGGCGGUUGGAGAUGGGAAGGUGCCUGCUGUUCAGAUGCGCUCUGUUGGAACCACUGCAUGCUUAGAUAGAGGCAUAAGCACCCCUGCUGUUCCUAAAGUUAUGACACGUGACGCAGGAGUUGGAAUGGCAAAUAUUAAUGAGAAUUUUCUCAUUGGACUCCAUACACGCAACUUCGCAUGUGGUCCAUCCCGUCUGCCAGAUCCGGUCAAGACACGUAGCAUUGGUGUAGAAGUGGGGGACGGGAGAAUACGCGACUCAGAGGGCCAGAUGUUUGUGCAGACUGAACCUGGACUUGACCAUUAUAUAGAUCGCAUGCAAAAAUUGCUUAAAGAACAACAGGACCUGUUAACCGACAGUCACCCUGGGUCAAAACAUGAGGUUAUUCUCCAGUCCCAUGGUGUUUUCGAUGAACAAGUUGGAGGCACUGCACAAAACCAUCCAUCAAGAGUUAAAGAAAAGAAUCAAAUGGAGUUGCAGAUGUCCGCUGCUCUUCAUGGCUCACCCAGUGAUGAUCGCUGUCUCAGGUCCAUCAUGAAAAGGAAAAGCUCCAAUCUUAAGUCCACGGAUAGUAUGAACCCUAAGCCUGCCUCAUAUGGAGGUAUUGUGGACCUCCUGCAUGAGGGUGUUGAUUCUGAGGAUGAAGAAAAGAAAAAAAGAGAAAAGAGGGAGAAAGAAGGGAGUACCAAAGAUAAAGUGAAGAUUCCCAAGAGAAAAGAAAGGUACAAAUUUAGUGAGAAGAUGCUUUCCGCCUGCCAAACUCUGGAGGUUCAUCUCAAUGGUAGCAAGCCCAUAUCCAACAGAGAACUGCGUUCCUGUCUGAGCACAGUGCAGCAGGAGUGGUUCUGUGUGUCCAGUCAGAAGAGGGCAUGCCCACAGAUUGUGGAGGACUUUCUCUUCGCCUGUCGCCAUGUCUCGCCAGACGUCCUGUGCUAUGUGGCCAACAUGGCUGACCAAAAUGGCAACACAGCUCUCCACUACAGUGUGUCACACUCUAAUUUCAGCAUAGUAAAGAUUCUACUUGAUGCAGGAAUAUGUAAUGUUGAUCAUCAGAAUAAGGCCGGUUAUACUCCCAUAAUGCUUGCCUCCCUGGCUGCUGUGGAAUCUAAAGAUGACAUGAUGGUGGUGCAAAAACUCUUCAGCAGAGGAGAUGUUAAUGCCAAGGCCAGCCAGGCUGGUCAGACAGCUCUCAUGCUAGCAGUCAGUCAUGGUCGUAUAGAUAUGGUCAGGGCUCUGCUGGCUGCCGGGGCAGAGGUCAACAUCCAGGAUGAUGAGGGGUCAACUGCUCUAAUGUGUGCUGGUGAACACGGCCAUGCUGACAUUGUCAAACUCUUACUGGCCCAGCAAGGCUGCGAUGCCACACUGACUGACAAUGAUGAGAGCACUGCUCUGUCCAUUGCUCUGGAGGCUGGACACAAAGACAUUGCUAUGCUUCUCUAUGCCCAUGUCAACUACUCAAAGGGCCAGCCUAGGGGAUCCCCUCGAAGCAAGACUCCACCUCUUGCACGCCUAAGCUCUUCUGAUUAAUAUGACAUUUUCCCAUACUCUCUUCAUCCAUUCAGACAUCGCAUCUGAACUACCUGUUCAAUCACUGUGAUGAAUAUGGAAGGUUAUGCUUUCCAACAGGUGUAAUAAGAAAGACAGCAGUAGUUUUAAAAAAUGCAGUGCACUCACUGUAGGGAGUACAAGCUGCAUCAUCUGUUUUCUGUAUGUUUGCUAGAUAUAAAAAUACCAGUUAUGCAGACUGACAGUAAUAAAGAGCUAUACUUUAACUCAAAACUAUAUUAUAGGAAACUGCAUGUCAAAACAGUUUUAUAUAUUCAUUUUAGGUAAUAUAUAAAUUAUAUGCAUUUUAGGAUUAUAUACAUUUUAUCACAUUUUCAUGUAAUAUAUAUUACACUAUUUCCAAAAUCUAAAAUCUAAAUUUUAAAAACUCUUAAUAAAAAUUAAAGAAAUGUAAAUGUCAUG
Messenger RNA from Labeo rohita (rohu), 4198 nucleotides. It is a transcript of the gene kank1b, whose product is annotated as KN motif and ankyrin repeat domains 1b. Gene Ontology annotation, molecular function: protein binding. Gene Ontology annotation, biological process: negative regulation of actin filament polymerization. The transcript has 12 exons. The coding region runs from base 248 to 3757 and encodes 1169 amino acids. Gene Ontology annotation, cellular component: cytoplasm; cytoskeleton. The record is from RefSeq and is a predicted model, not a curated record. Lineage: Eukaryota; Metazoa; Chordata; Actinopteri; Cypriniformes; Cyprinidae.